CAACUUGAUUACCGACUUGGCGACUUUUGGGCAGGAAUCAAGCCAAUAGAACUAUAAAUGGCGGCCUCAGCGCCAGGCCCCAGAAAGGCGAGCGCUCGGAUUCUUGGGUUCAUUUGUUUGUUCUUUCCUUUGGAGGAACGCUAGCAAACGCCGUCUUUUCGAGAAGCACCAUGUCGUCGUCGAAGAAGAUCACCCUGAAGAGCUCGGACGGCGAGGCCUUCGAGGUCGACGAGGCCGUGGCGCUCGAGUCGCCGACGAUCAAGCACAUGAUAGAGUACGAUUGCGCCGACAACGGAUUCCCUCUCCCGGACGUGACGAGCAAGAUCUUGGCCAAGGUUAUCGAGUACUGCAAGAAGCACGUCGAUGCGGCGAACCCCGAGGAGCGCACGUCUGAUGACGAUCUCAAGGCAUGGGAUGUCGAGUUCGCGAUGGUUGACUCGGACACUCUAUUCGAUCUCAUUCGGGCUGCAAACUAUUUGAAUAUCAAGAGCCUUCUGGAUUUGGCAUGCCAGACUGUAGCAGACAUAAUCAAGGGAAAGACGCCAGAGGAGAUCCGCAAGACCUUUAACAUAAAGAAUCAGUUCACCCCGGAAGAAGAGGAAGAGGUUCGUCGGGAGAACCAGUGGGCAUUUGAAUGAUGAUGAUGUAUUGGGCGAUACUGUGGAGUUGAAAGUGGUUUGUGGUAUAUUUUGUGGGUUUAUGUUAAGUAUAGUUAUUCUAAUUUUACCUUUCUCUGUUUGAAGCACUUUCGUUCCCAAAAAAUUGGAGUACUUUGAAAUGUAAAUAAUAUUUGGAUUCUGAUGGGGGAAUUUGUAGUAGUUGCUCCUGCUAUCAAUUCAAUUCCUCUAUCAGUUCAACUCCUGAAA
Alnus glutinosa is the source of this 866-nucleotide messenger RNA. RefSeq names its product SKP1-like protein 1B. The coding region runs from base 171 to 638 and encodes 155 amino acids. The record is from RefSeq and is a predicted model, not a curated record. Gene Ontology annotation, molecular function: cullin family protein binding. NCBI's taxonomy places the organism in Eukaryota, Viridiplantae, Streptophyta, Magnoliopsida, Fagales, Betulaceae. Gene Ontology annotation, biological process: SCF-dependent proteasomal ubiquitin-dependent protein catabolic process. The transcript has 2 exons. Gene Ontology annotation, cellular component: cytoplasm; nucleus.